AUGCCUUCAACUACAACCCAUACUAGCUCUAAGAGCUCUGGCACUAAAGGCGCAUCUCUCAGUCCACCAUCUGUCAUCCCACCCUCAGUCUCCAUGUCUACACUUCAAGCUAUGAUCAUGGCCAUUAUGCUGAGCCAGACUGAUCUGGACAAGAUCAAAAAUUACCUCUUACUCAAACAUGGAGGGGGGUAUAUUCUCAGACUAGUUGCUUGCCCUGACCCUUCACUGGAUCCCUCCAGUGCGGGGCAUUGGGAUCUCAACAACUUGUGUAUCAUGGCUGCCUUACACACCCAUUCCAGUUCUGAAGAACAAGAAUUCCUUUGUGGAUACACCAAUGCUCACCUAGCAUGGGAUGCCCUCAAAUCAUGUCAUGAGAAGGUUGGACCCAUUGCCCAGAUUCUCCUUAUUCAACAAGCAUUGGUGAUCAAUAUUCCCAAGGAAGAAGACUUCCUCACCAUUAUGAUGCUCAAUGCUAUGGCUGAGGAUCUUCCACACAUCCAGAAUCAUAUCACUGAUGCUCUCACCACCAGCACUAUCACUAACCCUUAUGGUCCUUCCCACAUCCACUCUCGCCUUGAUGUUGAGCAACAGUUGCUUGACACUGCGAAAUCCAAGAGUGGUGAUGUGGCCUUAGCUGCCACCAGUAAGGGGGGUAGUCAUUAUGAACACAGUUCUUGUGGUACCUGUGGCAACUCCAGUCACUCAAUGAGAGACUGCUUCAGCAAAGGAGGUGCUAUGAAGGGGAAACAAGAGGAAGUGUUGGCACAUAGAUGUGCAGCUUGUGAGGCUAAGGGACAGCCUGCAGUAACGCAACCAGUAUGCCUAUUGAUCUUUCUCCCGUCCCACCUAAGUGUGAUGCUUGCAUCCUUGGCAAACAGACACAUUCUAGCAUUCCCAAGUCGCAUCAGGGUGUCAGAGCAGGCAGAAAGUUGGGUGUCAUACAUGUGGACUUGA
This is a messenger RNA of Suillus subaureus, 954 nucleotides long. RefSeq lists its product as uncharacterized. The transcript is spliced from 4 exons. The coding region runs from base 1 to 954 and encodes 317 amino acids. NCBI's taxonomy places the organism in Eukaryota, Fungi, Basidiomycota, Agaricomycetes, Boletales, Suillaceae. The record is from RefSeq and is a predicted model, not a curated record.